Messenger RNA from Echinops telfairi (small Madagascar hedgehog), 1886 nucleotides. RefSeq names its product solute carrier family 49 member 3 (gene SLC49A3). Gene Ontology annotation, biological process: transmembrane transport. NCBI's taxonomy places the organism in Eukaryota, Metazoa, Chordata, Mammalia, Afrosoricida, Tenrecidae. The record is from RefSeq and is a predicted model, not a curated record. The transcript is spliced from 10 exons. Bases 1 to 1476 code for a protein of 491 amino acids. Gene Ontology annotation, molecular function: transmembrane transporter activity. Gene Ontology annotation, cellular component: membrane.
AUGGCGGGGUCGGCUGGGGACGCGCCGGAGACCGCGGGGGGCCAGCCGGGGGCCCCCCAGCCCCAGGCCCCGAGCGCGCCGCCCGGCUUCCGCGUCUACAGGCGCCGCUGGAUCUUCCUGCUGGUGCUCAGCCUGCUCAGCCUGUCCAACGCCACGCUGUGGCUGAGCUUCGCGCCCGUCGCCGACACUGUCGCCAAGCGCUUCUCCCUGUCCAUCGGGCAGGUCAACUGGCUCUCGCUGGUCUACCUGGUGGCCUCUGUCCCCUUUGGAGUGAUGGCUAUCUGGUUUCUGGACUCCAUUGGGCUCCGUGGUGCGACCAUCCUGAGUGCCUGGCUCAACUUCCUGGGAAGCGGGCUGCGUGCUCUGCCCGGCGCCCGCGUCUCGGUCCCGCCCCCGUUCUUCUACCUCAUGGCCGGACAAAGCCUCUGUGCCCUGGCCCAGACCCUGGUCAUCUUCUCACCAGCCAAACUGGCUGCCCUGUGGUUCCCUGAGCACCAGCGAGCCACAGCCAACAUGAUCGCCACCAUGUCGAACCCCUUGGGCAUUCUCCUGGCCAAUGUGCUGUCACCUGCUCUAGUCAAGAACGAGGAUGACAUCCCGUUGAUGCUCGGCAUUUAUGUGAUCCCUGCUGGCAUUGCCUGCCUCCUGGCCACCACGUGCCUCUGGGAGAGUGUACCGCCCACCCCUCCCUCAGCCGGGGCUGCCAGCUCCACUUCGGAGAAGUUCUUUGCUGGGCUGAAGCUGCUGGUGCUGAACAAGGCCUACAUCAUCCUGGCGCUGUGCUUCGGGGCUGCUGUUGGGAUUUUCUCCGCCUUCUGCGCCCUGCUGGAGCAGAUCCUCUGUGUGCAGGGCUACUCCAAUGAUUUCUCUGGCCUCUGUGGGGCCCUCUUCAUUGUGGCUGGCUUCCUGGGGGCGCUGGGUCUGGGCCUGUAUGUGGACCGAACCAAGCAUUUCACGGAGGCCACAAAGAUCGGCUUCUGCCUGAUGUCCAUGGCCUGUGUGGCCUUCUCAGUGGUGUCCCAGCUGCAAGGACAGGCCAUCUGGCUGGCCGUUGUCUGCUUUCUGUUUGGUUUCUUCGGCCUGUCCAUCGCGCCCGUAGCCACGGAGCUGGUUGUGGAGUGCUCCUUCCCCGUGGGCGAGGGCGCCUCCACGGGCCUGGUCUUUGUGCUAGGGCAGAUUGAGGGCACACUCAUCAUGGUGCUGCUGACUGCGCUGACCGUGCCCCGGAAGGGGCCCUCCUUCUCCACCUGCCAGCAUGGGGAGGCCCCACUGGACUGGACAGUGCCGCUGUUGGUGAUGGCUGCCCUGUGCACCGCGUGCAGCUGUGUCUUCGUCAUCUUCUUCCACACCCCGUACCGGCGCCUGCAGGUGGAGGCCAACGCCAGCCCCUCCAUCCAGGAGGUCACCGUCCCUCCGUGGCAGUCGCACCCCCAGCCCCCCGCCACGCACCCACAGCCGGUUCUGCAGUCUGUGUAGGGGAGCAAGCUGCCAGGGAAGCAAGCUGCUGCUUCACUGGCCACAAGCCCCACCAAGCCCAGGACCCCAGGGUCGAGGCGGCCCACCAGGUCCACCAGCGGAGGGUGCAGGCUGCCAGGGACAAGAGGCAGACUUUUCUGACACAGAACUUGCUGGAAGCCUGGCCUGGAAAGGCAGGGCACACCCUAGACGGCCGCCCAGAGCCAGGGGCAGGGGCCAGCUCCCUGUGGACUCCCGGGGACGCCCAGCCCACGAUGGCCUCAGGAUGAGGACACACUGUGGCUGCAGCCAUGGGGGCCGGUUCUAGUGGGACCUAGAGAGAUCAAUGGAUGCCUUGGUGGACAGCAUGGACCUGGGGGGCGGGGCCCUGGGAAGCUGGAUCUGGGGGGCAGGGGCGGUGUAGAAUCUGG